AUAUAGAGUCCGGGACGGGGCGGCGGCAGCGCGGGGGGAAGUAGACAGGUUGGCGGCGGGCCGCAGGCGGGGGCCAUGGGGAAAGACUAUUAUCAGACGCUGGGCUUAGCCCGUGGCGCGUCGGACGAGGAGAUCAAACGGGCCUACCGCCGCCAGGCGCUGCGCUAUCACCCGGACAAGAACAAGGAGCCCGGCGCCGAGGAGAAGUUCAAGGAGAUUGCCGAGGCCUACGACGUGCUCAGCGACCCGCGCAAGCGCGAGAUCUUCGACCGCUACGGAGAGGAAGGCCUAAAGGGCGGUGGCCCCAGUGGUGGGAGCAGCGGUGGUGCUAACGGCACCUCCUUUAGCUAUUCAUUCCAUGGAGACCCUCAUGCCAUGUUUGCUGAGUUCUUUGGUGGCCGAAACCCCUUUGACACCUUUUUUGGACAACGGAAUGGGGAAGAAGGCAUGGACGUUGAUGACCCAUUCCCUGGUUUCCCCAUGGGCAUGGGUAGCUUCACCAACAUGAACUUUGUCCGCUCCCGCCCUGCCCAAGAGCCCACCCAAAAGAAGCAAGACCCCCCUGUUACCCACGACCUUAGGGUCUCCCUUGAAGAAAUCUACAAUGGCUGUACCAAGAAGAUGAAGAUCUCCCAUAAACGGCUGAACCCCGAUGGGAAGAGUAUUCGCAAUGAAGACAAAAUCUUGACCAUUGAAGUGAAAAAGGGAUGGAAAGAAGGGACCAAAAUCACCUUCCCCAAGGAGGGAGACCAGACAUCUAACAACAUUCCAGCUGACAUUGUCUUUGUUUUAAAGGACAAACCACACAAUAUAUUUAAGAGAGAUGGCUCUGAUGUCAUUUACCCAGCCAGGAUCACCCUUCGGGAGGCUCUGUGUGGCUGUACUGUGAAUGUCCCCACUCUGGACGGCAGGACCAUACCCGUCGUGUUCAAAGAUGUCAUCAGGCCUGGCAUGAGGCGAAAAGUUCCUGGAGAAGGCCUUCCUCUCCCCAAAAUGCCUGAGAAACGCGGGGACCUCAUUAUUGAAUUUGAAGUAAUCUUCCCUGAGAGGCUUCCCCAGACAUCAAGAACCGUACUUGAGCAGAUUCUUCCAAAAUAACCACCUGUGUUCCCCCAAGGACUGACCAGGGACCUUUCUAGAGCUCAAGGAUUUCUGGACCGUUCCACCAUUUGUGGACCCAUGAGAGGGUGGGAGGGCCCAGGGAGGGCUUGCGUACUGCUGAAUGUUUUCCAGAGAAUAUAUUACAAUCUUUCAAAGUCGUGCAUUAGACUUCAGUGGUUUUUCGAGCGAUAGGGCAACAGGUGGUGGUGAUAGCAGGAAACAGUAUUCCCGUCUGCUCCACUGGGUCCUGCAGCCCUCCUGGGAGGGGCCCACCCCUCCUCCUCCAGGCCCUGUGCAGAGCUGAGAGGCAGCCCUGCAGCUGGACUUGAGCCCUCUGUCAUCCCUUUGCUUGCAGCUGUUAGGUGAUGUUAGCCUGCCGUCCUGGUUACCAGGCCUUCCCUGUAUACUCAAUUUCUGUUGUGUGACCAGUUCGUGUUUUAUUCUGUAUUUGUCUCCAUGUCUUGCUCUUCCUCUGAAGAAACCCAUCUUUCGCCAUCUCAAAUUGAGAAUCUAGACUGUUUUUGCAGAACUACCUGGCCGUGACCACAAGUGAUACCUCUUGGUCCAGCCUCAGUGAGUGAGAGUGACUUGCCCAGCCACCUCUCUCCCUGGAGAGUCAGGAGCCCUUUCAACCUCUGGCUCUGAGGCCAAGUGUGCUCACAUAAGGUCCUUUCCUGUAAGGCAGUCUCCGGCACACCAGGGCUUCCUAGUGGCCCAGGUUUUGGGGGGGGGGGUUGUUUUUUGUUUUUUGGUUUUUUUGACUAAUGGACUCUGGACUCUUUUAAAAGGAUCUGAUCCUUUUGAAUUUUGCACAGCCCUAGAUAUAAUCCCUUUUGAUAAAAGGGUCUUUGCUCCUGAUUAUAGGAGCACUGUGGAACGUCUGUAAAUACAUUUUUAUAAUUCUGUGUAAAGUUGGUGUACACCCAAAUGAAACCAGUCUACGGCUGCUGCUGCUCUCUGUACGGGCCCGUGAUGGAAUUCAGAAGGAAUGGGGUGGGGGGCGGCGUUGGAAUGAGUGUUCCCUGAAAGACAGUCUGGUGCUCAGACCUUUAGACUCAUUGUUAAGUUGCCACUGCCAACACAAGACCAAAGCGUGUGACUUGUCAAUGUGCAGCGUGACAGCAUUAAAGACUGAUGCUAAACCUCA
This is a messenger RNA of Artibeus jamaicensis (Jamaican fruit-eating bat), 2248 nucleotides long. It is a transcript of the gene DNAJB1, whose product is annotated as DnaJ heat shock protein family (Hsp40) member B1. Gene Ontology annotation, cellular component: cytosol. The transcript has 3 exons. Bases 76 to 1098 code for a protein of 340 amino acids. Gene Ontology annotation, molecular function: transcription corepressor activity; Hsp70 protein binding. The record is from RefSeq and is a predicted model, not a curated record. Lineage: Eukaryota; Metazoa; Chordata; Mammalia; Chiroptera; Phyllostomidae.